Messenger RNA from Benincasa hispida (wax gourd), 4047 nucleotides. The record is from RefSeq and is a predicted model, not a curated record. NCBI's taxonomy places the organism in Eukaryota, Viridiplantae, Streptophyta, Magnoliopsida, Cucurbitales, Cucurbitaceae.
CAAUAAUGACAAAAACAAAUCGGUUACCAAUGGCGGGUUCCACGAGCCUCGUGUUCCUCUGUUUCUGACCUUCUUCUUCUUCUUCCUUUCGACUCUGAAUUUCCAAUUCAAUUUCUCUGAAACACACAGACAAACAGCCAAGCGAGUAGACCGAGAAACAAAGAAGAAUACCCACUGGACAAAUUUUGCUCAGAUCUCCACCUUCACGCAUUCCCAUGUCUGUUUUCCUUUCCUUUUCUCUUUCUAUUUUCAAUUUCUUCUUAAUUUUUUAUCUCCAAAAUCACUCCAAUUUGUGAAUUCCGGUUCUUGUUUUUACUUUCAGAAUUGGGAUUCCUCUAAUUAAUCCUCUUCCCAAGUAUUCAUUCAAUCUCUUUCUCUCUCUGUCUCUGAUUCUGUGCUCCUCGCAUGGACGGCUAUUACGCAUUCUCAUCGAUCUCAACGAUUAUUUCUGGAUCUGGAGUGGUCGAUGUUGCUCAUGAUGCUUCUCCCUGUUUUUCAUCUCCAUCGAUUUGGAAUCGGGCGGAUAUGGCGGCUAUGAUUAGGAGGGGUAUGCCGGUGUUCUUUGGUGGUAUUGGCCUAGGGUUUUGCUCUGGGGUUUUUCUGUGGUUUCUGUUACCAUGGGCUGUGGAGGAUCCAAGGUGGACGAGCUUCAAUUGGUGACUCUUUGUAGAGAACGGAAGGAGUUGAUCAAAGCCGCGUCUCGACAUCGUUAUGCUCUUGCUGCAGCUCAUGUUACGUAUUUUCAGUCUCUCAAAGACAUUGGUGAAGCUAUACGUAAAUUUGUUGACGAAGAGAUUGUGAUCUCUGGUGCUGAAUCAUCAUCCUCUCAUGGCUCUCCUGUUCUUACACUGCCAUCCGAUGAAGGGAAGGGGAAGAGGAAGAAACCGAAAUCUGGUGAGAAACACAUAAACUCGUCUUCUUCUUCCUCGGUUUUACAUUCUGUUUCGAUUUCACAUGAGCCCUCUCCUCAUGAAGACGAGAUUGACGGUUCUCACUUGCAUUUAUCAUCUGGAUCGGAGUCUGAAUCUGAACACAAUUCUUCGGGUCAUAUUCAUAUCGAGGAUAGCCCAGUACAUGAUGAAGUUCAUAGCCAUCCUCCUUAUGCUUAUCCGCCAAGGGAUACCCCAUUUCAAGAAGAAGUUUAUAGCCAUCCUACUUAUGCUUAUCCGCCAAGGAAUGUCCCAGUACAAGAUGAAGGUCAUAGCCAUCCUUCUUAUGCUUAUCCGCCCAGAGAUAUCCCAGUACAAGAUGAAGGAUAUAGCCAUCCUCCUUUUGCUUAUCCGCCAAGGGAUAUCCCAGUACAAGUUGAAGGUUAUAGCCAUCCUCCUCCUUAUGCUUAUCCCCCAAGGGAUUGGAGUUCAACGAAUACAUACGCCUAUUAUAUGCAGAAGUCAACCACUCCGGCGACGACGGUAAUGUAUGAUGGGCCGGAAACACAUACAGCUUCAGAUGGGCAGUUGCCUGGUCCAUCGUACAGUUAUCCGCCAUAUAUGCAGUAUGGAAACGGAGGGUUCUAUGGGUUUUCAAUGGGUUCACCCCCGGAUUAUAGUAUGCCCAGUCAGCAGCCAAGGCGCCCUGCUACUCCACCGCCUCCGCCUUCUCCGCCGAAGGUCUCUGCUUGGGAUUUUAUGAAUGUUUUUGAUGGUUAUGAUAAUGGUUAUCAGGAUUAUAAUUCAGGAAAUAGAUAUGGGUAUGGUUCCAUUCAGAGCAGUCCUGAUUCCAAUGAAGUGAGGGAGAGAGAAGGGAUACCUGAGUUGGAAGAUGAAACGGAGCCUGAAGCUCUGGAAGAAAUUAAAGAGAGGAAGAAAUUGAAGGUGGAGGCGAUGAACAAGAAUCUGAAUUUAGGGGAGGGAACUUCAAAGUUUGUACCACCGGAGAGUAGUGGGGACAGCUCAAAGCCUGUGCCAUUGCCAAAUAGUGAUAGCUCAACGGUAUCAAAGCAAAAGGGCAUAAAUAACAGUCCUGAUACACUUGUGUCUAAAAAAUCGGAACAGGAGCCAGUGGAGAAGAAAGAGGUGAGUUUUGAGAUUGAGGAGACUUCAACAUUGGAUAUCGAAUCUUCCAAGAAAAGUAAUUUAGCCACAUUUGCUGCCUUUGGUACAAGGGACCUCCAGGAAGUUGUGAGUGAAAUUAAGGAUGAAUUUGAAGCUGCUUCUGGCUAUGGGAAAGAGGUUGCCAUGUUGCUUGAAGUGGGGAGAUUGCCUUAUCGAUCUAAGAUCACUGUACUUAAAGUGAUUCUUUCUCGGAUCCAGUACUUGGUGGCCCCUUCCUCAGCAUCUUCUCAGCCGCCAUUGAUUUGGUUGGACCCUAAGACGGUGAAAAUGGCCAAAGCAUACACUGGGUUGAGCAGUCCUGGCAAUGAGUUUGACUUGAAAUCUGGAAGCCUUUCAUCUACGCUGGAGAAGCUUUAUGUAUGGGAGAAGAAAUUGUAUAAAGAAGUUAAGGAUGAAGAAAGGUUACGUGUUAUUUAUGAAAAACUGUGCAAAAAGUUGAAAAGGUUAGACGAACAUGGAGCUGAUUCCAGUAAAAUUGAUGCUACUCAUGCCUCUAUUAGAAAAUUAUCAACCAAGAUCGACGUCUGUAUCAAAGCCGUUGAUGCUAUAUCAAGCAGGAUACAGAAGUUACGGGAUGAAGAAUUGCAGCCUCAAUUAAAUGAUCUUAUUCAUGGGUGGAUAAAAAUGUGGAGAUCCAUUCUCAAAUGUCACCAGAAACAAUUUCAAGCAGUCAUGGAGAGCAAGAUUCGCUCAUUAAAAGCUAGAACCGGCUCUCGAAGAGAUGAGAGUCUGAAAGCUACUGUGGAUCUUGAAAUGGAACUUGUCAAUUGGUGCAGCAGAUUUAGCAAUUGGGUUCGCACUCAAAAAGCUUAUGUUGAAUCAUUAAAUGGAUGGCUCCUACGAUGCCUUAACAAAGAGCCUGAAGAAACCGCUGAUGGAGUUGCUCCUUUUUCACCAGGUCGGAUGGGAGCUCCGCCAAUUUUCAUUAUUUGUGAUGAUUGGCACCAUGCUAUGCUUGAAAUUUCAGAAGAUAAAGUGGUUGGUGCCAUUCAUGGUUUUGCUUUAAACUUACAUGAGUUAUGGGAAAGGCAAGAUGAGGAACAACGUCAGAGAAUCAAAGCCAAUUUCCUUUACAAGGAUUUUGAAGAACACCUUAGAACCUUGAAAAUGGAGAGAGCAAUGAUAAAAUCUGACCAAGAUGAGGCAUCAGGAAGAACUGCACUUUCCAAAGUUCCUUCUAAAAAUGAAGUUUCACCACCAGAUGAUCUGAAAGCUAAUUUGGAUUCAUUGAGGAAGAAGUUAUAUGAUGAAAGAGCAAAACACAAGGAUGCCAUUAAACUGGUUCAUAGUGCUGCUUCAAAUAGCAUACAAGCAGGCUUGGUUCCAAUUUUUGAGGCUUUGGAAAAAUUCAGUUCUGAGGUCAUGAAAGCUUAUGAGCAAGUUAGACUUUAAAACUCUUAGAGGCUAAUACCUGAAGUACAAUUUAGCUCCACCACAUUCGUUUAAACAGGAUUGUACUACAGCAGGUUGUGUGUGAUCGGGAGAUACUCUGACAUAUCGGCACUCGCAAAUCCUGGUAGGCAUUUAUUUAAAAUCCCCUCCCUUUCAUGUACAUAUAUAAGCGAUCGAGAUCACCUGGUGUAUGUAUAAUAUUAGGUUAGGAGAAGGAAACCAUGAAAAAGUAUUAGAAACACUGAGAAAAGAAGAAUGAAUAAGAGAAGCUUAGAAGCGAUAUUUUCGGAACAAAAAGUUGGAUUAUAAUUUUGAAGAGGAGAGAAGGGUUUUAUUAGAGGAUUAAGGAGAACAUAGAUAAUAGAGGUCAGUGGUGGUAUUGGUUACUUUGCUGUGCCUUGGAGAGCUGUGAAGUUGGUGCAGGUUUUGAAAAAAAAAAUGGUUUUGUUUUGCUUAGCACCUUCGUUUGGAUGGAUAGGAACAGGAAUGUUGUAUAGAAAUUCAUUUAUUGGUGCAUUUGUUGUAAGUUACAUUAGAUUCUAGAAUCUCCAAGAUGGAAAAACUAACCCAAAUUUUGAUAAUCUAUGUUUUGGAGGAGUAA